Amphimedon queenslandica is the source of this 1136-nucleotide messenger RNA. RefSeq names its product ryncolin-2-like. The record is from RefSeq and is a predicted model, not a curated record. The transcript is spliced from 5 exons. The coding region runs from base 232 to 957 and encodes 241 amino acids. Lineage: Eukaryota; Metazoa; Porifera; Demospongiae; Haplosclerida; Niphatidae.
UCAAUGACUCAGCUCUGUCUCUCCAUGCAUCACACUUCUCUUGUAAUGUCACAAGCUCCAACUCACCAAACUACAAUAUUUUAUGAAUAACAGAUCAAUAAAUAUCAACAACAAAACACUUUGUGAUCAUAACACUAAAGUUGAGAAAACAGCAACAUGGGUAUAAAACUGGUCACUCACUGCUGGUAAGUCUCAGUUCAUAUUUACAGCUAUACAAGACUUAAAGAGAAUAUGUCUUAUUGGUUUUUACUGGUGAGUUGGUUCAUUCUUGUCAUUGUUACUGGACAGUCAUCAUCAGCUUGCAUCCGUCGAGAUUGUAAAGACCAUCGAGAUUGUAAGGAGCUGUAUGAUGCAGGCAACAGAUGUAGUGGAGUAUAUACAGUGAAGCCUGAUGAACUACCAGCCUUUGAGGUCUAUUGUGAUAUGAGUAAAGGAGGUGGCUGGACUGUAUUUCAAAGGAGAAUGGAUGGUUCUGUUAACUUCUACCUCAACUGGGCUGACUAUGAAAAAGGAUUUGGAGACCUCAACGGAGAGUUCUGGCUGGGACUUAACAAAAUAAACCGACUUACUGCAAGAAACCCCAGUUUACUCCGUAUAGACCUGGAGGACUUUGCAGGGAUCAAAAAAUAUGCUUAUUACCACACCUUUGGAGUAGGGAAUGCAGUUAGUAAGUAUAAACUAACUGUCACUGGAUACAAAGGAACUGCUGGAGAUAGCCUGAGCUAUCAUAAUGGAAUGAAGUUCUCUACCAGAGAUCGAGACAGUGACGGUGCCUCAGGAAACUGUGCAAUAGUUUAUAAAGGAGCAUGGUGGUAUAAGAGCUGUCAUAAGUCAAACCUCAACGGUCUCUAUUUGGUUGGGUCUCACUCCUCAUAUGCCAAUGGUGUCAACUGGUAUCAUUUCAAGGGAUACCACUAUUCACUGAAGACAUCCCAAAUGAUGCUUAAAAGGAGAUAAGGGAGUCAGUCAAAUCAACUAACAUUGAUGGACACUUGGACAGUAGCUAGUUACUUCAAGUAGAUACAGUAUUAGGACUUUUAUGAGUAGACAUGUACAUGUACAGUACAUGUACAUGUAGCAUUUUGUAGUAAUCUGUAGUAUUUUGGUUUUUUUUGCUAAAAUAUUUCACAAACUUU